This is a messenger RNA of Penicillium brevicompactum, 2643 nucleotides long. RefSeq lists its product as uncharacterized. Gene Ontology annotation, cellular component: membrane; cell wall; cytosol. The coding region runs from base 1 to 2643 and encodes 880 amino acids. The transcript is spliced from 3 exons. Gene Ontology annotation, biological process: proteolysis. NCBI's taxonomy places the organism in Eukaryota, Fungi, Ascomycota, Eurotiomycetes, Eurotiales, Aspergillaceae. The record is from RefSeq and is a predicted model, not a curated record. Gene Ontology annotation, molecular function: serine-type endopeptidase activity; tripeptidyl-peptidase activity.
AUGGCCCCUCUUUGGCCAUGGCUUGGCGCAGCCCUAGCAACCCUGCCAGUCGUUCUGGCAGGACACGGCGACCCCGUCGCCCAGAAGUACAUUGUCGAGUUUGCUAACUCAAAGACUUCCUCGGCCAGUUUCCUCACCACUCUCGAGGACCACGGUAUUCACGCCAGUCUUAACCACGAUCUCUCUUUCGCUCUCUUCCACGGUGGCUCUUUUACUCUGCUGGGCGAUCAGAAUGAGGUGGCGAUUGUCAAGCAGAUCUCUUCGUGGUCUGGGGUGAAGAAAGUCUCCCCCGUUCGGGAGAUGCACCAGCCUAAACCAACCGUGUCGAGCGUUGGUCAUGACGCGCUCGUCCGCCGCGAUGUCUCCUCUCAUGGCCUCCGCCGACGUGGCGCUCCAGAGCAUGGAGACAACGACUACCCUCACAUCAUGACCGGGGUUGACAAGCUCCGCCGGGAAGGCUACACUGGAAGUGGUAUUCGUGUGGCGGUCAUCGACUCCGGAAUUGACUACAAGCACCCUGCUUUGGGAGGGUGCUUUGGUAAGGGAUGUCUGGUGGAAUUCGGUUUCAACUUCCUUGACAACACCACCGACCCAUGGGAAGGCCAGGUCGGACACGGGACACACGUCUCUGGACUCAUUGCUGCCCAGCCUAACCCCUAUGGCUUCACUGGAGUUGCCCCAAAUGUGACCCUGGGUCAUUAUAAAAUCCUUGGACAACAGAAUGUCCAGUUUGAAAGUGACAUCAUUUCCCUCGCUUUCAAGAGAGCCUUCGAAGACAAAGCCGACAUCAUCUCUGCCUCAUUCGGUUCAUACAAUGGAUGGAGUAACGAGCCUAUUGGACAGCUCGUCUCAAGAUUGGCCGAUGCUGGCCUUCCCACUUUUAUCGCUGAUGGUAAUGAUGGAUCUUCAGGUUUGUUCUUGGCCUCUAAUGGAAUUGACGUCCCUACUGGUGGAAUUGGAAUUGGAUCUAUCAACAACAACUUCAGCCCUCUUCUGCUGAGCGGUGGUACUUACUCCACUCAAAACAGCACCAGAGAGUUUGGUUGGCAGUUGGCAGGAACUUCGGACUUCAAGAACGGCACUUACACUCUUUACCCCACCAGCUUCAACACAUCUGUGGUCGGUGACUCUUGUGAGCCCUGGACUGGUAACCACCCAGACCUCUCGGACAAGAUUGUUCUGAUCCGCUACGGUGGCUGCCGUAGCAGUCUGCAGCAGAAACAUGCAGCCGAGGCUGGUGCUAAGAAUGUUCUAAUCUAUCUUAACGAGCCUGGCACUUAUGAGCUUUCUGUCCAAGAACCUACUCUCACUGGAGUGGGCAUGGUGUCCGCACAAACUGGCGAGAAAUGGGUCGAACUUGCUGCAUCAGGUUCUGAAAUCAAACUCAACAUGAUCAGCAAGCAAUUUGCCAAAACUAUCUUCAUCAACGAGACCAACUCCAUGUCUGGCGGUCAAAUCAGUGAAUUUACGCAGUGGGGUCCCAGCAACGAGCUUCUUCCAGUGACAGCCGUGUCAGCACCCGGUGGAUUCAUGCUGUCAACAUGGCCUGUUCCUGCGGGCAGCUAUGCCAUCGAGAGCGGUACUUCCAUGGCGACUCCCUACACCGCUGGCUGCGUUGCUCUUCUGAUGGAGGCUCGCGGCAAGGGCAACGUGACCCCUGCCGAGCUGAGGGCUCUGUUGUCUACCACAGCCAAGCCCAACGUAUUCCAUGAUGGCGUCACUGCGUCGUCUGUCCUGGGAUCUGUCGCACAACAGGGGGGCGGAUUGAUCGAUGCCUACAAGAUGCUGCACGCUACCACCAGCUUCAAUGUCAGCACCAUCGCCUUCAACGAUACCCAGCAUAUCGCUCCGUCUUACAUCCGCAUCAACAACAAUGCUUCCUCUUCACGUAUUUACACCAUCGGACACGUUGGUGCCGUUUCUGUAUACACUUUGUCCAACAGCAGCUCCAUUCCGCAGCUGAACAAACUCGGCAAUUUCACGGAUCACAGCACCGAAACUGCCUCCCUCAACUUCAGCUCCUCCAGCAUCAACGUGCCCGCAGGUGGCUCCGCCGUGCUGAAGGUAACUGCCACUCCUCCCAAGGGCCUUGUGUCGCGCCGCAUCCCUGUCUACAGCGGAUACGUCACCUUCAACGGAACCGACUCUGACGACUCCUUCUCUGUUCCCUACCUGGGCGUUGCCACCGAUAUGCGCAACGUGACUAUCCUGGACACCACACAAGGUAGCAACAUUCUCAUCGACAGCGUCACUCAGAAGCCUAUCAAGGCCAAUGAGCAACUUGUGUUCCCGGGAAAGAACGACAACAACGACAGAGCAAACACCAGCUACCCUAUCUUCCAGACCGAGCUCUCCAUGGGUACAAACCUGUUCCUCGUCGGUGUUAAGGCCGCACACAACAGCACUAUUUUGCCUGUGCUCGAGCCCCAAACGGCUCGCUCCAGAAACGUCGGCAACGGCAUCGCGCCUGGUGCUUCUCCUGUUUCCUGGACGGGUCAGUUGGCGGACGGUUCAUAUGCCCCGGAGGGCAACUACUCCAUGGUCGUGCGUGCGCUGAAGAUCUUCGGUAACCGCAAGAACCCUAGAGACUACGAUACCGUGAAAACGGUCAACUUUGGAUUUACAUACGCGCCCCCCCGCUAA